AUGAAGGCAGCUGGAGCAUGGUUCAUUGCGGCUGCAUCAAUUGCGUCUGUCGCUGCUGAGCCUUCGCGGCCUCGUGGUGUAGGACCCGAGUUUGCAAAGUUCUACAAGGAUGCUGAAUCAUUUACUUGCAUUUCCAAUCCAUCCAUCAAGAUCCCUUUCUCCCAAGUCAACGACGACUAUUGCGACUGCCCUGAUGGCUCCGAUGAGCCUGGCACCUCUGCCUGCUCCUACCUCUCCCCACUCUCGCCUUCCACCCUUUCCGACACCACGAACAAGGAUCAGAUAAACUCUACACAAGUCUUGCCUGGUUUCUACUGCAAGAACAAGGGCCAUCAGCCUAGCUACGUCCCCUACACCAGCGUCAACGACGGAUUCUGCGACUACGACCUCUGCUGUGAUGGUAGCGAAGAGUGGGCUGGCGUCGGCGGUGUCAAGUGCCAGGACAAGUGCGCAGAGAUUGGCAAGGAGUGGAGAAAGAAGACCGAGACGCGCCAGCGUGCUCGGAACAACGCCAACAAGAAGAGAAACGAGUACACCGCCGAGGCCUCACGCUUGAGAAAGGAGGUCGAGGACAGAAUCAAGACUUUGCAGACACAACUCACCGCUUCUGAGAUCCACGUCACGGAUAUGGAGAGAGAGUUGGCUGAAGUCGAACGUCGUGAGAAGGGCAAGAUUGUCAAGAGCCAGGGCGCUAAGCAGGGCAAGAUGGGUGUACUGGUCGGUCUUGCAAAACAGAGAACCGAGGAGCUGAGAGAUCAUCUCGUCCGCGUUCGCCAGGAGCGUGAUACCUCCAAGGACCGUGUCAAGGAGCUGGAAGCUAUCUUGACCACAUUUAAGGAGGAGUACAACCCCAACUUUAACGACGAAGGUGUCAAGAGAGCUGUUCGUGCUUGGGAGGAUUACGCUGCUCGUGACAAGAGUGGCGACGAUACUUCGGCACAUGAUAGAGACCUCAACGAAAUUACUAAGACCGACAAGGACAACGGUCUCGACUGGGAGACAUACCUUGAGGCCGAUGGUGAAGAUGUCGAAGUUUUGUACGAGAUUGAGAACUAUCUCCCCAAGCCUCUUCGUGAUUGGGUUGACCAAAAGCUGCGCGAUCUCCGCGUUCUUCUCAUCGAGAAUGGUAUCCUCGCCGAUCUUUCUUCCGAAGGCGGCGAGUCAGCUGCCGUCAAUGGUGCAAAGGACCGUCUCAAGUCUGUCCAAGAUGCCGUCAACUCGCAACGUAGAGACCUCGACUCCCACAACGAAGACCUGAACAAGGAGUACGGCCCCGAUGGCGUCUUCCGCGCCCUCAAGGGCCAAUGCAUCUCCGUUGACUCUGGCGAAUACACCUACGAACUCUGCUUCAUGGAACACACCACCCAAAAGUCAAAGAAAGGUGGCAGCAACACACGCAUGGGCAACUUUGUCCGCUUCGACAAGAUCACCGUCGACGAAGAAGUUUCUGCCGAUGGCAAGGGUCUUGGUUCUGGCGAGCGUAUCGCCAUGAGACAUGAGAAUGGCCAACACUGCUGGAACGGACCCAACCGUAGCACUACCGUCAUCUUGGCCUGUGCCGAGCAAAACGAAAUCUGGAAGGUCUUUGAGGAGGAAAAGUGUGUGUAUCGUAUGGAGGUUGGCUCGCCUGCUGUCUGUGAGGCUUUGAAGAAGGCAGAAGCCGUCAAGGAUGAGCUGUAA
Aureobasidium namibiae CBS 147.97 is the source of this 1680-nucleotide messenger RNA. RefSeq lists its product as uncharacterized. The record is from RefSeq and is a predicted model, not a curated record. Gene Ontology annotation, biological process: N-glycan processing. The transcript is spliced from 3 exons. Lineage: Eukaryota; Fungi; Ascomycota; Dothideomycetes; Dothideales; Saccotheciaceae. Bases 1 to 1680 code for a protein of 559 amino acids. Gene Ontology annotation, cellular component: glucosidase II complex. Gene Ontology annotation, molecular function: protein binding.